AUGACGUCUAUAACUCGGGGUCGAGGCCUCCAUGCUUCAUUACAGCCUUGGAGCAACCCCAGAGUCUAUCACCAACUCCGAUCCCAAUUGCAGCCCGUCUGUGUGCGGUCCAGUCUACUCUUCUCAACCUCGGCCUCAAGCCAACAAUCCCGCCGACCCUCCCCAUCAUCACCUUCAUCCUCCGUCCCGUCUACCAGUAUAGUCACAGCCCCUUCCAAAAUUGAAGUCAAUGCUCCCAGCAGCACAUUUCCCGCGGAUAUCGUCGACCCAGCUCCCGUCUCUCCAUCUACUGGACUUCCCGGCAAGCUGAAACGCUUUGUCGAAAUUGGCCGCAUAUACCUUACUUUUUACAAGACAGGCUUGAAGAAUGUGUACCGGAACUACCGCGUCUCAAUUCCUCUCCGGAAAGUGCUGGGGCUCCCAGUAUAUCUCCCCGUGUCUCCUCCGCGGACAAUUUCACAGAACAAUGCCCCCUCAACAAGAAAAGAAUCAGUACUAGGACGGGCGCAAUUCCAGCUAGUCUGCCGCUCAGCCCGUGAUGUCCGACGCAUGAUUCCAUUCACAAUGAUUUUGAUUGUCUGCGGGGAAUUCACGCCGCUGAUUGUCCCAAUCUUCGGGUCCGCCAUUACUCCAGCUACAUGCCGAGUUCCCUCGCAGGUAGAAAAGGAGCGCGUGAGCGCAACCAAGAUAAAAAUGGCCGCGUUGGACGUGCAUGUAACUGCGUCCAAGGACGCCUCUCUCAACCUGCUUCGAUCUAGUAGUGAAGAGCAAUUGCAUCUUCUCGCUAAGCAGUUUGCCGACCCAGUUUGGGCAGCGAGUGCUGACCCUGCCUCUGUACUGCGUGCGGCAGCUGUUUUUGGUCUGGCCAAGCGCCAUGAUCGGGCUGCUGGGACACUUCUUGCUGGCAUAAUCUAUCGACCCCGGCUCGCACGGCAUAUUGAGUACCUGUCCAUUGACGACGAGAUGAUUCAUGCUGGCGGCGGCGUUCGAGCUUUGAAUGCGGCCGAGGUUCGGAUUGCGGUUGAAGAGCGUGGUGGAGUUGAUGUCUCUGCCAGUGCGAAGGAUCGCAAACAGGCGGAGAAUGUUGAAAGGCGCUGGUUAGAGCAGUGGCUGUCUAUUCGUGGAGGUGGCCCAAAGUCCAAGAAGCAGUAG
This is a messenger RNA of Penicillium antarcticum, 1152 nucleotides long. RefSeq lists its product as uncharacterized. NCBI's taxonomy places the organism in Eukaryota, Fungi, Ascomycota, Eurotiomycetes, Eurotiales, Aspergillaceae. Gene Ontology annotation, biological process: intracellular monoatomic cation homeostasis. Gene Ontology annotation, molecular function: ribosome binding. Bases 1 to 1152 code for a protein of 383 amino acids. The record is from RefSeq and is a predicted model, not a curated record. The transcript has a single exon. Gene Ontology annotation, cellular component: mitochondrial inner membrane.